Peronospora matthiolae is the source of this 513-nucleotide messenger RNA. NCBI's taxonomy places the organism in Eukaryota, Oomycota, Peronosporomycetes, Peronosporales, Peronosporaceae. The record is from the annotation of a GenBank genome assembly.
AUGCGUAUCCACACGUGCUACUUCUGCUCAAGCCCUGUUUAUCCCGGCCACGGCAUUACGUUCGUGCGCAAUGACAGCAAGAUUUUCCGCUUCUGUCGCUCCAAGUGCCACAAGAACUUUAACCGCAAGCGCAACCCGCGAAAGGUGAAAUGGACCAAGUCCUUCCGUAAGGCAGCGGGCAAGGAAAUGGCGCUGGACACGACCUUUGACUUCGACAAGCAGCGCCACCGCGCCGUCAAGUAUGACCGUGAGCUCAUGGGUGCUACCAUCCACGCCAUUGAGCGCGUGACACAGAUCAAGGAGAAGCGCGAGGCCGUUUUCUACAAGAAUCGCAUGAAGGAUAGCAAGGCCAAGGCCAAAGCGCGUGACUUGCGCGAGCUGGAGCAGAACAUUUCGCUCAUUGAGCCAGCAGCAGCAGCGCUCAAGGAUCAGGCACAGCUCAAUGUGUCGGCUUCGAAGCAAAAGGAUGCAGCGGCCACCGAGGCACCGUCUGCUAUGGUCUUAGAUCAGUAA